This is a messenger RNA of Brassica rapa (field mustard), 4772 nucleotides long. Its product is annotated as probable alpha,alpha-trehalose-phosphate synthase [UDP-forming] 3. NCBI's taxonomy places the organism in Eukaryota, Viridiplantae, Streptophyta, Magnoliopsida, Brassicales, Brassicaceae. Gene Ontology annotation, biological process: trehalose biosynthetic process. Gene Ontology annotation, molecular function: alpha,alpha-trehalose-phosphate synthase (UDP-forming) activity; trehalose-phosphatase activity. The record is from RefSeq and is a predicted model, not a curated record. Gene Ontology annotation, cellular component: cytosol.
AUUUUUUGAAUGUUCAAAUUUGUGUUUAGUUGAUGUUCAAAUUUUCAAUAUAGAUUACCACUAUAUAGUUUUUUUUUUUUGCAAACUUAGUUGAAGUUCUUAUCCAAUAUACUAAGUGUUUUCUUGCAUCAUGUGCAGUAUAAAACUUUCAAUUAAAUUAUAUAUAAAAAUAUUUUUAUUAAUAUGCCUUUGUUUUGUGCUUUAAAAAUUAAUUAAAAUAUAUAUAAUUGCUUAUACAAUGUUUAUCUUUAAUAUAAUGAUUUUAGAUUGUUAAAAUAUUUUAAAAACUUGUCAAAAUAUCUAAAACGAAUUAUCCAUGUUACUAUAAUCUUAAUAUCAUUAAUAAUUUGUAACUUCAAUAUUUUAUUUUUUAAAUAAUAUGGCAAUGAACCUUUUAAAAAGUAAUAUAUUCUUUGAAAUAUAUUUUUUCUGGAUAGAUUAACUUUUGGAAAUGUAAAUAACAUAAAAAUUUUAUUUGCAAAAUUCUAAACAUUAUAAAGAUUAAAAUAUAGGGGCACUUGUUUUAUUUAUAGUAUAUAGAAUAAUUUAGUUAUGAGAUAUAAUUUUAAGAAUCAAAUACUUUCUUAAUAAUUUUACCAUAUUUGGAUAAAUUUUCAUUAUAAAUAUUAAUAAUAUAUAAAUACUAAAAAUAAUAAAUAAAUUUAGUUGCAUUUUUAUUAACUUGAUUAAAGUGUAAGUAAUAUAAUUGCAUAUUGGAUUUAAAUUAUUUAUUUAUAUCUUUUAGUUAUGGAAAUAAUUAUAUACUCAGUCUUUUAAUUAUGGUAAUAAUUAUAUACAUAAUAUUUUAUAUUUGAAUUUCUUUAGUUGAGUUUUGCAUAGUAAAUAUGUUAAGUCAUGUUAUAAUUAGAUAUGAUUCAUGUCAUCAUUUAAGUGAACUAUAUCAUUAUUUUUUUGCUAAAAUGAUUAUAGUGAUGACAUGUGUUGCUAAAAUGAUUGCGGUGAUGACAUGUGUCAAAAUCACUUUAAAUAAUGUCCAGAGAAUAUGGAAGCCAAACACACAAAAAGAUAUGCAUCUGUAUAUAUCAGAUUUCAUGACAUUUCAGGAAGAAAAUGUAAAUCUUAUUUAAAGGUAAUUAAUAUAUUCUAUUGACAUGUGUAUACAAGAGAAGAGAACACCUAACUAGAAUUAUAUGUCCACCCCCAAAAGUUGAAGUUCGACUUCCUAUAAAUUUGGAGGAAGACAAGAACAAUCUUCACACUUUCCAUCCAUCGACAGUUUUUGAGUUUUCUGGUAAACAAAGUGCAUACACUACAAUCUUUUGUAACCGAUUUACGAAUCGGAUCACAUCAGUAGGCGCUUUUCUCGUUAUAUUAGUAAUAUUUAAUUAUCAGUAAAUUAUAUUUUUAGUUACCUACUUUCGUGUUAUUAUUUUGACAGUUUGUCAGAUGAAAAGUGUUCAUAGUUUUCUUGUUUGUUUUUAACAAAAAAUAAUUAAAUACAGGUUCUUUUUUGUAACACAACUGCCAUUAAGAUAAAAGCUUGUAUUCACAAAUAAAUCAACACUGCUUGUUUUAUUUUACUUUUAAAAAUAAUUAAGUUAUUAAUUAUAAUAAAGGGACUGAAGUGAUCCUGAUAAAAUCAUUUACCAUCACAAUUUUUAGUAUCCACAAAAGUGUGUGAUUUUCUCUGUUUCUCGACAUGCAUCUUCUAUUCAUCUUUUGUUUAAUAAUUCAAAGAAAAAUGCUAUUGUUUUGUUUAAUGCGUCCUUAUAUUAUAUUUACUCGGCUUCUUUACAUAGCCUGGUUUGCUUUGAACCCCUUUUGUUUUACAGAUCAUUAACUAGUUUGACAAGUGCUUUACGAUCUUGAAAGAAGAUGAUGUCUUAUGGUGAAAGGCCAAGACUGCUUGUGGUAGCUAACCGGCUUCCGGUUUCUUCAAAGAAAACAGGGGAAAAUUCUUGGUCUAUGGAAAUGAGUCCUGGUGGUAAAUUUAAUCUUCUAGGUGGUGUGACAGAUCAAUAUGAUACUAAAUGGGUUGGAUGGCCUGGAUUUGAUGUGUAUAAUGAAGUUGAAAAAACUGCACUCUCUAAAUCUCUUGCUCAAAUGAAUUGUAUCCCUGUGUUCCUUAAUGAGGUUUUUGAUCAAUAUUACAAUGGUUAUAGCAACGGCAUAAUAUGGCCAAUUCUUCAUCACAUGGGACUUCCAGUAGAAUAUCAUCAUGACGCAAACAAGUCGUUCCAAACACAAUAUGAUGCAUACAAGAAAGCAAAUCGAAUGUUUCUUGAUGUCGUAAUGGAGAAUUAUGAAGAAGGAGAUACUAUUUGGUGCCAAGAUUAUCAUCUCAUGUUUCUUCCUCAAUACCUUAAAGAAUACAACAACAAAAUCAAAGUUGGAUGGUUUCUCCAUUCACCAUUUCCUUCUUCAGAGGUCUACAAAACAUUGCCCUCGCGAUCAGAGCUUCUUCGUUCGGUUCUUAGAGCUGAUUUACUUGGUUUCCAUACGUACGAUUUUGCAAGACAUUUCGUGAGUACAUGCACUCAAAUUCUUGGCGUUGAAGGUACACAUGAAGGGGUUGUGGAUCAAGGCAGACUCACUCGUGUAGUUGUUCUUCCCAUGGGAAUAGAUCCUGACCGGUUUAUAAGCACAUGUAAGCUUCCUGAAGUCAUACAACAAAUGAAUGAGCUUAAAGAGAAAUUUUCUGGCAAAAAGGUGAUAUUAGGUGUUGAUCGUCUUGACAUGAUCAAAGGGAUUCCACAAAAGUAUCUUGGAUUUGAGAAAUUUCUUGAAGAAAAUCCAGAUUGGCGCGAUAAAGUUGUCCUGGUGCAAAUUGCUGUGCCAACAAGAGAUGCUGUCCCUGAAUAUCAGAAGGUCAGAGACCAAGUUCAUGGACUCGUUGGACGCAUUAAUGGUCGUUUUGGUUCUAUCUCUUCUCUUCCAGUUCAUCACAUGGAUUGUUCUGUUCCCUCCAAUUACUUAUGUGCACUUUACGCGACUGCUGAUGUAAUGCUUGUAACGUCUUUGAGAGAUGGACUGAAUCUCGUUAGUCAUGAGUUUGUUGCAAGCCAAGAGAGCAAAAAGGGGGUUCUUAUUCUCAGUGAGUUUGCCGGUGCUGGACAGUCACUUGGUGCUGGAGCUCUACUUGUGAAUCCUUGGAAUGUUACAGAAGUUUCUUCUGCCAUUAAAGACGCUCUAACUAUGCCAGCUGAAGAAAGGGAAGAAAGACAUAGAGUUAAUUUUCAGUAUGUGAUAACUAAUUCUGCUGAAAAAUGGGGAGGUGAUUUCUUGAGUGAACUCAAUGACGCUUUUGCUGCAUCCGAGAUGAAAAUUAGGAGUAUCCCACAUGAAAUUCCACAACAAGAUAUGAUACAACGAUAUUCACAGUCUAACCAUAGACUGAUAAUCUUGGGUUUCUGUGGAACACUCACUGAGCCAAUGAAUAGUCAAAAUGACGAGCUGGAUCUUAAACUAAACCCAAAGCUAGAAGGAACAUUGAAAGCAUUAUGCAAUGAUCCAAAAACAACAGUAGUUGUAUUGAGUAGAAGUGGCAGAAACAUAUUGGAUAAGGUCUUUGGAGAGUAUAAGAUAUGGCUGGCUGCAGAAAAUGGAAUGUUCUUGAGGGAUCCCAGUGGAGAAUGGGUGACAAAUAUGCCUCAAAACAUGAAGAAUCUCGACUGGGUCCAUGGUGUAAAGAAUGUUUUUAAGUACUUCACAGAUCGAACUCCAAGAUCCUUCUUCGAAGCAAGCGAGACUUCUCUAGUAUGGAAUCACGAAUAUGCAGACGUUAAAUUUGGGAAAACACAAGCGAGAGACAUGUUACAGCACUUAUGGGCAGGACCAAUCUCUAAGGCAUCAGUUGAUGUUGUUCGAGGAAACCAUUCUGUUGAAGUCCAUGCAAUGAAUGAGACUAAGGGAGCAGCAAUUGGUCGUAUUUUGGGAGAAAUGAUGCAUAAAAUAUCAAUGACCACACCCAUUGAUUAUGUCUUUUGUAGUGGUUACUUGUUGGAGAAGGACGAAGAUAUUUACACUUUCUUCGAAUCAGAAAUCGUGCCGUCCAAGUUAUCUCAUGAAACUAGGUCGAAGUCUUCUUCAAGUAUUCACUCCCUAAAGAAGAAGCAGGUUUCACCGAAUGUUUUUGACCUCAAAAAGGAGAAUUACUUCUCUGUGGCCAUCGGACAAACUCGCUCAAAAGCUCGCUAUGUCAUUGACUCAUCUCAAGAUGUUGUGGAUUUGCUCAGUCUUGCAGUUGCAGAUACAACAACAAUGGCCCACCCAUUUUCUGAUAGCGAAUUACAUCAGACUCGCAAUGGAAGCGCGAAUUUGAAACACUCCACAGACGGGAAGACCAACGAGAGCCAAGAGACCAAACUCUAAUCGUUUCUUCCAAGUCUUUUGUUUAGUUAUUUUGCAUAAUAAGAGGAGUCCACUGCUCUGAAAUGUAGGAGCAUGACCUUAGUGGAUUUCUCAUUUUCUUUGGUGUACCAAUCUUUUCUUCAUAGAAACAAAAAUAAAUAAAAGUAGAGAGUUUUCUACCAUCAAAUGCUUUAACUAGAGACCAUAAAUCUAGGUUCUGGAUUUAACCGUUCGUAUUAAUAUCAGCAAAUAAUACAGAAAUGAUGUUUUUUUUAUCUAUAAAAUGUGGAACAUGAAAGAACACAAUACCAACAAAACAAUAACAUAUAAGAAUCCAAACUAGAUAUAGGCAAAGCUAAGUUGCUUUUGGCUUACGACUCAAUGGGAGGAACUAAUAACAAACCAGUUUAAACAAAACUGAGAUAAGUUAUAUUACCUCAAGUUCUCUUGUUGGGCUCAAA